This is a messenger RNA of Protopolystoma xenopodis, 396 nucleotides long. Lineage: Eukaryota; Metazoa; Platyhelminthes; Monogenea; Polystomatidea; Polystomatidae. The record is from the annotation of a GenBank genome assembly.
GUAUCAUUCACUUCGGCCGCCGAAACGAUGGAAAAAAUAAACCGAUGGUGUAGUGACGCUACAAAUCAGAUGAUACCAGAUUUUAUUUCUUCUACAAACGAUAUCGAUCCAAGUACCCGUUGUUCAGAUUUCAUUUGCCGUCGGGCAAUUUGCUUCACGACCAUUGCGCGUGAGUACAGACGUGAUGAGGAUUCGCGCAUAACCUCAUUCCGUACAGAUUUAAGCAAGUUCAAUCCCAGUCGUACGAAAUGUCAAGAUUUUCAUGUUGAUGGACAUACAACGUUUCAAUUGCCUAUGAUGUCUCAAGAUAUUUCCGCCGUUUUCUGCGAAUCCUCAGAGCUGGGUAUUCGAUUGCUGAAAUUGAAUCUGACUGUGAGUGGUGCAGGUUUACUUUGA